AUGAGUGACAAUGAAACCUCCCACCUCAAAAUGUAUCUACAGUCUUGUGACCCCAGAGAAUAUCUCGCCAACACGACGGUCAGCUCCUCCUCCACUCUGCCCAAGGACUUUGCCUCCAUCUGUCCAGAAGAGCUAUCCCAACUCUCCAGCUUUGUACGAAGAAUCUCAAAUGAUGAUUGGUGGGAGGAGCCAAAUACCAGUCACACUUCCCCUUGGCCCACUGGCUCUUGUGCAGUGGGCUGGAUCCAGUUUCAGAAUGCCUGCUAUAAAACCGUGAUGGAACGAAAGAACUGGACUGAUGCGGAGAUUGCUUGCCAGAGUCAUGGCAGGAAUGCCCACCUAGCCUCCAUUCACAGCGCAGAGGAAAAUGACUUUGUAUUUAACCUGAUGGGCAAGCCAAUGGAUCACAAAAAGAAUGAGGCUUACUGGAUCGGUGGUCAUGACCUUUUCAAGGAGGGAAGAUUUAUGUGGACAGAUGGUUCUGAAUUUAAUUAUCAGUCAUUUAUCCCUAAACAACCUGAUGGGCAGCCAGGAGAAAACUACCUGGGAACAUGGUAUUUGCAAUACGGACAUGUCACCUGGAAUGACUAUGGCAUUCAAAAGAAGAUCUCAUCAGUUUGCAAAUAUCCUCUGCGAAGCAGGUGCUGACCACGAUCCAGGGAUUGCUGAUGCGAAAGAGAAAACUAACUAUGCAGAAGUCUUGUUUUUGCCGUGGAUAGAAGCUUCACUGCAAUGUUGUUUCUUCUUUUUCAAGCCACCUUGCCUUGCUUCUUUGCUUCUCUGCGGAGACUCCUCGAGGGCUGGACUCCAUAUCACAAGGACAAAUGAAAGGCAGCCACUAUGGAUACCUCAAAAAGGCAGUACUGUGAUGAGUGACAAUUUAACCUCCCCCAUCUCAAAAUGUAACUAGUACUGAAAGUUAGUACAGCAUUUACCCUCUUCUGCUUGGCCUCACAACAACUUUAUAUGGUUAGCUUCUGCUGCUACCAUUUUGCAGAGAGGGUUUGAGGAUGAAACAGGGUACUUUGCCUAAAGUAAUACAAGGAAUAGCUAGGAAAGGCAAAACUUGAACCCAAACCCUUAGAGACAUUUCAUCAAGUGCCCUUUUCUAACCAGUAAGGCAAAUUGUUUUCUUAGCAUCUUGAUUUUCAGCAAACAUUCUGUAUCACAGGAGUUGACAACCUUUCAAAAGUGGUAUAUACCAAGUCUUCAUUUAGUCACUCUAGUACAUAAUGUUUUGAUUCUGACCCUGCCCCAGUGAGGGGUUCUCUCUCUCUCUCUCUCUCUCUCUCUCUCUCCAAUUUCCAGCAUGCAACCUGUGAAAACCACCCUUGGAGCUGAAUGCCAUUAAUGGGACUAGCAGUGAAAGUGCCACUCAGAAUCAUUUUGUGUGCCAUAAGUUGCUGACUCUGCUGUAUCAAGACCCAAAGUUCCCUUUGUACUCAUUCAAACUUACUUUUGAUCAAACAUGCAGAAAUCUUAACUAUACUAAAAUGAAAGGGUAAUGACAGUUCCCAAUAUCUGACUCUCUUAUAAAAGGACCAGAUUUACAAUGCUUCUCCUUCUGAUGCCCUUCAUAAGUAAAUAUCUUUCAUUGGAGACCUUCCUGAGAGACAGCCAUUUUGUUCCCUUCGCCUUCUGCCUUCCAUGUUUUUCUCCUUUCUUCGCAAGAACUCCAUAAUUUGUUAGUGAAAAUAUCCAAUGAUAAAAAUCAAAGCAGCAAUUAAAAACUCUGUUCCUAUCAAAGCAACUUUGUAAUGCAAAAUUAAUAAAGAUUGGCU
This is a messenger RNA of Hemicordylus capensis (graceful crag lizard), 1781 nucleotides long. Its product is annotated as lectin-like. Gene Ontology annotation, molecular function: signaling receptor activity. Lineage: Eukaryota; Metazoa; Chordata; Lepidosauria; Squamata; Cordylidae. Bases 1 to 648 code for a protein of 215 amino acids. The transcript has 7 exons. The record is from RefSeq and is a predicted model, not a curated record.